AUGGCAAUUUUUCGAAAGGCAAUCACUGCACCUCCGUCUCCAUGUCUGCAGGUCAUGACGCCUCCUCGCAGGCCACCUCGAGAGUCGUCCUUGCGGAGCACUGAUAAGGAUGAUCUCAAGCGACUUUUUGUCGAUGCCAUCCGACAGGUGUUGUCGGAGAUGCCCGUUGUGCCUACCUCGUCGCCUGAAAAAUCCCGGCUCACCACUGCCAGCCUGCUUACGGAUCUUCUGGAGCUCUUUCAGUCCACUCCGACUUCCGCUGCUACUACCGGAAACUCGCCAUCAGCGUCUGUUGGCGUCGAGAAGGACAACCAUCUUCAACUGGCUUGCGACAGUCGGGCCGUGACACCCCCUAACAGCCCCUGCAUCGCCCCUUCGGAGCCUGUUGCAGUUUUCCAGCUGAAAGAGCUCACUGAUUCCCUCGUUCAUGUUCCCGACGACCCGAGAGCAUAUCCAGUCUCUGCAGAGAAGUCGCGACCCUUUGCAUGCGGCUGCAAGGUCUCUGGAAAUCCAAAAUCGUCAGUGCCUCUCAACGACGAUGAUGUUGAAAUUCUGCAAGAUCUUGGACCAGCGAAUGGUGAUCAAGCGACGCCGAACACGGCUAAUAUCGCUGCUACAGGUGGACAACGGCUGGUGGAAGGCUCUCGGAUUUCGAAUGUGGAAGAGGGGAAGACUCGUAGAGUGUACGGUGUUGCAUUCUAUUUCCUUGACAUCGCUAAUCUCUGUUUUAGCUGCGACAUAAAGGAAGGCGAACACAAGUGCGCCUCAGGACCUUUUGGCACCUCAACACCUCAAUUCACUGCAGAUGAGCUUGAGAAGCUGUCGGCAAACGCUGCCCACACGAGAGGCCCGUCUGACUCUUCCGACACGGCAGAUGCUCUUGGCUUUUGUGAGGCUAGUGAGAUCGAAUCCGAAGAUGUUAGAAGUGAACGUCAGGGUAUUCCCCUUCCCGAGAACUCCCACCUUCCCUCGGAGCCUGUAACAAUGAGCCAGCUGAAAGACCUUUUCCAAGCUGUGCUAGAAUGCAAACCUCAAACAGAUGGGGCGGGGAAUGGUCCCGCUGGACCUGAGAAGAAGGCAGAAAACAAUCAGGACAGAGAGGACAAAAGAAUUGUGGCCUCCAGGAUGGAGUACAAGACCGUCAAUGAAGCCUGGGACUCCAAGACGUACGAGUACAAGGUCGUCGAUUCCCCUCCCCCGCAGGAUGUGAGUGAAUUAGACGAAUUCGUAUUCGUCGUCCGCAAGCGUAUCCAGAAACAAACGCACGACGUCAUCAUCUACGUGGACAUUAAGUCACCAAGCCUGCGAGACAUCCUGAGAUGCAUCCUGAAAGACAUUAGAACGGCGGGACUAGAAGCCGACAAACCUGCGGUGGAGCGGAACUUAUUGUUCCAUUUCCUUCCAGAGUUGAAAAAUUUCGGCAUCAGCUCCGACGACGAUACCACGGAAAAGGAUGGCUUGCAACAUCUGAGUCUGUUAAUCAAGCACCUAGAGGAAGCAUACGAGUCAACAACUGCCCAAAUGAACUCGCUUUUGACUCACAGGAAGAUAACAUACGACUUGUUAUGGGCGUUCUUCAAACCGGGCACGCUGCUGUACAUGACCUGCCCUUCCACAGGCCUGCCCCGUUGCGCUCGGUACAGCUGCGGCAAAGAGACGAAGACGGUCCGGAAGGGUGACUGUUUUGCGAUCCAGUGUCAGUAUUUCGAUUACGACGGAGAAGUAUUCGGCGAGUCUACCGAGACUUUGCAGAUUGAAAUGUUCUCCGCGGCCCGCAGGAUCGAAAACCUCCCAGCAUAUCCAUUGGAAUUCCACCCUGAACCGGAAAUCUGGUCGCGCCUGGUAUCGGCUGGUCGAAAGUUCGUGUCGCUCAUUGGCUGUUACCAUCGGCAGUAUGACGGGAAUAUGUUUGUCCCACAUAAGGAUCAACUGGUGAAAGUCCAUGUCAGUAGCAAGAUCAUGAUCGACGCUCAGCAGUUCCGGAAGUGGAAUCCCAACUAUGCAAGACUGGCGAUGCAAAAGCUCCAUACCGAUAUGUUUGGCCAAAUAUUGGAUCACGAGAUGAUUGAUCGCGUUCGCAGUAACGGUCUGGACCUCAGCGAGCUAAAAGAGGAAGAGCUAGCUAUCUGCAGUCCAACGGUUCUCGGUUUCUCCUUGAACGAGAAAAUUUGGGGAGAAUUUGCCGUAGAAAAGAUAGCUGAGAUCCAAUUCUCAGAUACGCCCUUUGACAUGUUAGCUAUCCCAGAGGACAAGAAACGGGUCAUCAAAUCUCUGACUGAAAGUCGGGUCUGCGCAACGACCGAGGGAAAAUUUGAUGACAUCAUUGAAGGAAAGGGGCAAGGGGUCAUCAUACUCCUGCACGGCCCCCCAGGCGUGGGGAAGACUUUGACAGCAGAAGCCAUCGCAGAACGGCUUCAACGACCGCUCUACUCGAUUUCUGCUGGAGAUCUCAGCGCUCGAGCUGAGGAGCUUGAAGUCCAGCUAACGCGUACCUUCCGUGUUGCCAGCGACUGGAAGGCUGUGCUCCUCCUGGAUGAAGCGGAUGUUUAUCUGCAGCGACGGGAUGGCCUGCAAUUAGAACGCAAUCGCCUUGUUGCCACUUUCUUGCGCACGCUUGAGUAUUAUCCCGGCAUCUUCUUCCUUACCACCAAUAUGCUGCAGGACUUCGAUGCAGCCAUCCUUGACCGAAUCCAGUUAAAGUUGCAGUAUCAUGAUCUAGACUCAUCGGCUCGACAAGCCAUCUUCAGACACUUUUGUGCUGAGACAGGUGCGGAAAUUUUGGAAGAUGAGAUACGCAAUUUCGCGGAGAUCAGUCUGAAUGGUCGGCAGAUCAAGAAUGUUAUCAAGCUUGCACACAAUGUCGCCAUGUCCGAUGGGGUUCCACUGUGUGCGGAUCACAUUCGAUCUGCUCUCAGAGCAAACGGGUAUACUAUACCCACUCCUGGCUCCAUGAUGGAGAACAGUCUCUAUGACUAG
Messenger RNA from Aspergillus pseudoviridinutans, 2976 nucleotides. RefSeq lists its product as uncharacterized. The transcript has 8 exons. Lineage: Eukaryota; Fungi; Ascomycota; Eurotiomycetes; Eurotiales; Aspergillaceae. Bases 1 to 2976 code for a protein of 991 amino acids. The record is from RefSeq and is a predicted model, not a curated record. Gene Ontology annotation, molecular function: ATP hydrolysis activity; ATP binding.